Molecule: messenger RNA, 471 nt
Organism: Purpureocillium lilacinum
Lineage: Eukaryota; Fungi; Ascomycota; Sordariomycetes; Hypocreales; Ophiocordycipitaceae
Source: RefSeq, a predicted model, not a curated record
AUGACCUUUAAAGUGCAACGCGAGCAAGCUUUCGCAUCCCGGAUCUCCCGCUCCGACAAGCAUCCUUCGGGCCAUCCUCCUCAUCAAUGCAGAACUAUACCCCACCAGCAUCGUCCUCGUAGAGUCGUAGCUACAUCGCGUUUCACCGCAUCAGGAUCGAGUGCAUGGCGCCACAGUAAUCUAUUCCAUCGAUAUACGAGCUCCAAACCGGGGAUCGCCUCUGACGUGACGCCCCGGAGCAGGCUCGACCCGCGGAACCGUCGACACGCUGGCGCCACGUCACCGCGGCAGGCAAUGCUCGCGCCGCAGUCUUGCACCUCGUCGCGACGAAUCCAGGCAAUGCCGCAAUACGGGCGAUGCACGACUGCCGAUAGUGUUCCAGUCCGUCAUCUUAGCAUCGUCGGGGCUGGAAUGUGUCUGCGGUUCAGCCGCACGGGAAGACUACAGCCAAGAUCGAGCCCGCGCCGUUGA